AUGUUUAAGAUGAACUUGAUCUUAUCCUCUUACUCCACAGACACAGACUACCUGCAGAAGGUAUUCCACAAAACCUUAAAGAAGAAUGUGCAUUUUAUCUGCUACAACAAACUCGGUCAAAAAGUGUCUAUUUGUGACUACUGGAACGACCCUCACCAAAGACUCAGCUACCUGCGGAACAACAUCUUUCUGCCUCUCCUUAAUGGUGAACGACCUCACAGUGACAUGAAAGCGUGGAGGGAAAACUUCCUGCAAAUCGAGAAGUUGGUGCUAAUUGGAGGACCGGAUGAUGGUGUCAUCACACCGUGGCAGUCAAGCCACUUCGGAUUCUAUGACAGCAGCGAAAACGUCGUAGAAAUGCAGAAGCAGGAGUUUUACCUGAACGAUGCGUUUGGGCUGAAGACGCUGGACCAACGUGGCGACUUGGUGACGUGUGUUCAUUCGGGGGUGAAGCACACAACCUGGCACUCCAACUUCACAGUGUUCAGGAACUGCAUGGAGAAGUGGCUCACAUAAAAACUCUCCAACAGUAAAAGCGUGGACGUCCGUCCAGAUGUGAAAACUUUUUGUGCAAUCAAAGAAAACAAUGAUUUAACUCCUGUCUGUGCAAAUGUGCAGGAUUUGUGCUUACUGCACUAUUCAUACUGCACAACUGACUGCUGUAAUUUUUUUAAAAGGUUUUUAUUUUAUUAACAUGAUUUGCUUAUAUAAGUGUAUAUGUUGCAUUUAUAAUCAGCUUUCAGGUUAUGAUGAACUAUCUCUUUAUAAGCCAUCUUAUUUAAUGUUUUCCACUGAUCAGUGUUGAUAAUAAUUAUCUAUGAAACAUCUUUUAAACUGUUGUUUUUGUCUGAUUCACAGAAAGUGCAUUUUGUACACAGCCAAAACUUUGUGAUCCUUUUUUGUACCUUGAGAAGUCCUUCAUGGAAAUGUCUUGAAUAUUGGGCGCAGCUGCUGCUCUCAUUUCUCAUUCUGUACAUCCUCACUUCCGCUCUGUGCACCUUCAGAUGGCGGUGUGAGGGCAGGAGGUGAGCAAGAUAUACAAGGAGAGAGGAAGUAGUAUACUCAGGAGUACAGAGUAUAAGUAAAUGAGACUUCCUGUCCACUGUGUGCUUACUGUCAGCAUCACACCCACAGAGGUGAAGAAUCGGCUGUAUGCAUAGCUGAGCUCCUGAUUAAUCACUCACUGUAUUGUAAUUUAUAACAAUGUAUUUAUAUCAAAGCUAUUUCCUAGUUUCCUCUUCAUGAGGUGCAUUUCAUUAUUGCAUUAACAUAUUUCACGAGAACGUGCACCUCUGCAAUGCUUGGUCUGGUUCCCCCAGACUGUACAGUCCAGCUAAUGACCUGAAUGACUUUAUUAUAUGAACUUUUUUCUAAA
Molecule: messenger RNA, 1375 nt
Organism: Pundamilia nyererei
Lineage: Eukaryota; Metazoa; Chordata; Actinopteri; Cichliformes; Cichlidae
Product: lysosomal thioesterase PPT2-like
Exons: 5
Coding region: 1-516 (171 amino acids)
Cellular component (GO): lysosome
Molecular function (GO): thiolester hydrolase activity
Source: RefSeq, a predicted model, not a curated record